Sceloporus undulatus (fence lizard) is the source of this 3743-nucleotide messenger RNA. It is a transcript of the gene SMARCC1, whose product is annotated as SWI/SNF related, matrix associated, actin dependent regulator of chromatin subfamily c member 1. Gene Ontology annotation, molecular function: nucleosomal DNA binding; histone binding. Gene Ontology annotation, biological process: positive regulation of DNA-templated transcription. Bases 185 to 3643 code for a protein of 1152 amino acids. Gene Ontology annotation, cellular component: npBAF complex; SWI/SNF complex; nBAF complex. Lineage: Eukaryota; Metazoa; Chordata; Lepidosauria; Squamata; Phrynosomatidae. The transcript has 28 exons. The record is from RefSeq and is a predicted model, not a curated record.
GAAGAGAAGAGCCGGCGUCGCGGGAGGGGAGAGAGGCGGCGAGAGCGCGUCUAGAGAAGCAGAGGAGGCGGUUCUUCUGCGCGUGCGCGCGGGGAGCCAGGGAGGAGGGGGAGGAGGGAGAGAGGGAGGGCGUUGGCGGCGGUGUGGCCUCCGCCGCGGAGUCGUCGUCCUUGGGGCUCUGCGCAUGCGCGGGGCCAGGAGAGUGGCAGGCGUAGGGCCCCGGCGGUGGCGCGGGAGGCGGCGCGGGAGGAAGCGAGGCAGGCCCGCCACCAGGAACAUGGCCGCCGCCGCCGCUGCUGCUGCUGCUGCUGCGACCACGACGACGGCGACGGCAGCCCCAGCAGCGCCGCCGGCCUUGCCCUCAGCCGCGGCGCCCCCCGCCUCAGCCGCCGCCUCCUCCUCCUCCUCCUCGACCGCCUCCUCGGCCUCGGGCGCCUCUCCGUCGCCUCCGGUCUCCCGCCGCAAGGACGGAGGCCCCGCCGCCAAGUUCUGGGAGAGCCCCGAGACCGUCUCCCAGCUCGACGCCGCCCGGGUCUGGCUCGGGAAGCACUGCAAGAAGUACGUUCAAGCAGAUGCUCCUACCAAUAAAACACUGGCUGGACUUGUGGUGCAGCUGCUGCAGUUCCAGGAAGAUGCCUUUGGAAAACAUGUUGCCAAUCCUGCCUUUACAAAAUUCCCUGCAAAGUGCUUCUUGGAUUUCAAAGCUGGAGGAACACUAUGCCACAUUCUUGGUGCUGCUUAUAAGUAUAAAAAUGAACAAGGAUGGAGGAGGUUUGACUUGCAGAAUCCUUCCCGGAUGGAUCGAAAUGUAGAAUUGUUUAUGAACAUUGAAAAAACAUUAGUGCAGAAUAACUGUCUGAGCAGACCAACCGUCUACCUCGUUCCAGAUAUUGAGCUCAAGUUGGCCAAUAAGCUAAAGGACAUUGUCAAACGUCAUCAGGGCACAGUCACAGAAGACAAGUCUAAAGCCACCCACCAUGUUUAUCCUGUUCCUACCUCAUUGGAUGAAGAAGAGUGGUUUAGACCUGUGAUGAAGAAAGACAAGCAGGUUCUUGUGCAUUGGGGGUUUUACCCAGACAGCUAUGACACUUGGGUUCAUUCUACUGAUGUAGAAGCAGAAAUUGAAGAUCCUCCAAUUCCAGAAAAGCCAUGGAAGGUUCAUGCCAAAUGGAUUCUGGACACAGAUGUCUUCAAUGAAUGGAUGAAUGAAGAAGAUUAUGAGGUUGAUGAGAACAAGAAGCUGGUCACCUUUCGCCAGCGGAUCUAUAUGAAGAAUGAAGAACCAGUCUGUAGUCCAGAACGGCGAGAUAGGAAGGCCGCAGCUGGUGCCAGGAAAAGAAAGCACUCUCCCUCCCCUCCACCUCCUCCCACCCCAGUGGAAUCAAGGAAGAAAGCUGGAAAGAAGGGACAAACGAGCCUGUAUGGAAAGAGACGAGGACAGAGGGAAGAUGAUGACCAAGAAGAUCUUACCAAGGAUAUGGAGGAUCCAGUCCCUGUGCCUAACAUAGAAGAAGUGGUGCUUCCUAAAAAUGUAAAUCCAAAGAAAGAUAGUGAAAACACUCCAGUAAAAGGAGGGACAGUAGCAGACCUUGAUGAACAGGAUGAGGAGACAAUGGUUACAGGAGGAAAGGAAGAUGAAGAUCCCAACAAAGGUGACCAGAGCCGCUCAAUAGACACAGGAGAAGACAAUGUUACAGAACAGACGAAUCACAUUAUUAUCCCCAGCUAUGCAUCUUGGUUUGACUAUAAUUGCAUUCACGUUAUUGAACGCCGUGCUCUUCCAGAAUUCUUCAAUGGGAAAAAUAAGUCUAAGACCCCAGAAAUAUACUUAGCUUACCGCAAUUUCAUGAUCGAUACCUAUCGCUUAAACCCUCAAGAGUACUUGACUAGCACAGCCUGCAGAAGGAACUUGACUGGAGAUGUUUGUGCAGUAAUGAGGGUACAUGCCUUUUUGGAACAGUGGGGGCUCAUUAAUUACCAGGUGGAUCCAGAAAGCCGCCCCAUGGCCAUGGGUCCCCCUCCCACCCCACACUUCAAUGUUCUGGCUGACACACCCUCUGGGCUUAUGCCGCUGCAUCUGCGUACACCUCAGAUCCCAGCCGCUCAGCAGAUGCUGAAUUUUCCUGAGAAGAACAAAGAGAAACCUACUGACCUGCAGAACUUUGGGCUUCGUACAGACAUUUACUCAAAGAAAACAUUAGCAAAGAGUAAAAGUGCAAGUGCUGGGCGAGAAUGGACAGAGCAAGAGACUCUGCUGCUACUUGAGGCUUUGGAGAUGUACAAAGAUGACUGGAACAAAGUUUCUGAGCAUGUUGGAAGCCGCACCCAAGACGAAUGUAUUCUUCACUUCCUGCGCCUUCCCAUUGAGGAUCCUUACUUGGAGAACUCAGAUGCUUCCCUGGGCCCUUUGGCUUACCAGCCCGUGCCUUUCAGCCAGUCUGGGAACCCAGUGAUGAGCACAGUGGCAUUUCUGGCAUCUGUUGUGGAUCCCCGAGUGGCGUCUGCUGCAGCUAAAGCAGCUUUAGAGGAGUUUUCCCGGGUCCGAGAAGAGGUGCCCCUGGAAUUGGUUGAGGCUCAUGUCAAGAAAGUGCAAGAAGCUGCCAGAAUCUCUGGGAAAGUGGAUCCCACUUAUGGACUGGAGAGCAGCUGCAUUGCUGGAACAUCUCCAGAUGAGCCAGAAAAAAUUGAUGGAGCUGAACAAGAAAAAAUGGAGACAGAGACAGAUGGGCCGCAGGUGGAAAAAGUUAAGAUAGAAAACAAAGUAGAUGGUGAAACAGCAGAUGGAAACAAGGUACAAGAAGGAGAAGAGGAGAGAAAUGCUGAAAAAGAGCAGCAUGGUGAUGCCACUCAAGAUUCCAAAACAGAUGAGAAGGAGGCUGAAGAGAACAAGGAGAACCUUGAUGUUUGCAAAGACAAGGAAGGCGAAGUUGGGAAGAAGCGAGUGGAGCAUGAAAUCUCUGAAGGGAACGUUGCAACGGCCGCAGCUGCUGCCCUUGCCUCGGCUGCCACCAAAGCCAAGCAUCUAGCUGCUGUUGAGGAGAGGAAGAUCAAGUCCUUGGUAGCCCUCCUGGUGGAAACACAAAUGAAGAAACUGGAGAUCAAACUUCGCCAUUUUGAGGAGCUGGAAACAAUCAUGGACAGAGAGAAAGAAGCGCUGGAACAACAACGGCAACAGCUGCUGACUGAACGCCAGAACUUCCACAUGGAGCAGCUAAAGUAUGCUGAAUUAAGAGCCCGACAGCAACUGGAACAGCAGCAUAGCCAGAAUGCUCAGCAGUCACACCAGCACUCCAGCGCUGGUGGCAUGAACCCUCUUGGGACAGCCAGCCACUCCGGCUUGAUAUCUCACCAGCAGCCUCCUCCUUAUCCCAUUAUGCACCACCAGAUGCCACCACCUCACCCCCCACAGACAGGUCAGGUCCUUGGCCCAAGCUCCAUGAUGCCUGGGCAGCCGGUGCCAGGCAGGAUCAUGACAGCUGGAGCGGCCAGUACUCACCCAGCCAGCAGCAGCUCCGGCAGCACCAGCACAACCACCACCGGCCCCCCAUCUGGUACGGCAGCGGGAAACACUGGGGGGCCCCGGGGAUCCCUGGCUUCUCCAAACGGCUUGUAUCCUCCCAGCAGCCCAGCCACCUCCAGCUGAUGGGGCCACUCCGCCACCUGCAGCAGCCCCGCCAGCCUUGGCUGCCCCCUGACACUCCAGCCACAAGGAACCUCUCAAAACACCUGCCAGUAGCAACCAA